AUGCCCGGCUCCGUCUCAGGCGACAUGGCUGGUGGCAUCCCGGCCAACGUGGAUGCCGCCGUUCAGCGCGGGCCGGUAUCGUGGCUCCGCAACGCCGGCAUCGUGAAGCUCAACUGCAUUCUGGUGCUGUCGCUGAUCUCGUCCUACGCCACGGGUUUCGACGGCUCCAUGAUGAACGGCCUGCAGUCCCUGGACACUUGGAAGGAGUCCUUCAACCACCCGGGUGCCAGCGACCUGGCGCUGCUCAACGCGAUCCAGAACGUCGGCCAGCUGGUCGGCAUGCCCUUCUGCGCCUGGAUCUGCGACACGUGGGGCCGGAAGCCCGCUCUCCUCGGCAGCGCCUGCGUACUGCUCGUGGGUGUCGCCCUCCAGACCGCCGCGCAGAACACGGGCAUGUUCAUUGCCGGACGGGGCAUCAUCGGGCUCGGGCUCGUCCUGAACAUCACCGCGGCGCCGCUGCUGAUCAUGGAGCUGGCGUACCCGACGCAGCGCGCGCCUCUCGUCAGCAUUUACAACAGCCUGUGGGGCCUCGGGGCGCUGGUCGCGGCGUGGACGACGUAUGGGACUUUCCGGAUCGGGAGCACGUGGGCGUGGCGGAUCCCGUCGCUGCUGCAGGCCCUGUCCAGUGUUCUGCAGCUGGGCCUGUGCUUCAUGGUCGAGGAGUCCCCGCGAUGGUUGGUGAGCAAGGAGAGGGACGAGGAGGCGGAGAAGUUGAUCGUCAAGUACCACGCCAACGGCGAUCUGUCGGAUCCUGUGGUGCCGCUGGAGAUCGAGGAAAUCCGGUCGGCGCUCCGUCUCGAGAGGGAAGCGUAUAAAUCGACCAGCUAUCUUGCCUUCUUCUCCACGCCCGGGAACCGGCGCCGGUUCUUCAUCAUCCUGGCCGUCGGCUUCUUCAGCCAGUGGAGCGGUAACGGCCUGAUCUCGUACUACUUGACCAUCAUCCUGAACUCGGUCGGCUACACGUCGCAGGACACGCAGACGCUGAUCAACGGGUUGCUGACGAUCUGGUCCAUGGUCUGGGGGCUGGCGUUCUCGCUGGUAGUGAACAGGUUUCGGCGACGCACCCUGUUCCUCCUGUCGACGGCCGGGAUGCUGGUCGUCUACGUAGUCUGGACGGCACUGGAGGCGACCUACGAGAUGUCGACCGACCUGGCCUCGGAUGGAGCAGACGGGCCAGGCGGGAUAGCCAAGGGAGUCGUGGCCAUGAUCUUCCUGUAUCAGUUUGUCUUUGCCAUCGGCUGGGGCCCACUGCAGGUGACGUACGUGGUCGAGAUCCUGCCGUACAACCUGAGAGCCCGAGGGUUGGUGCUGUACAACCUGUUUGUCGCGCUGGCCCUGAUAUUCAACCAGUACGCUAACCCCAUCGGAGUGACCAACUCUGGGUGGAAGUUCUACAUUACGUACGACGUGUGGCUGUUGGUCGAGUUGGCCGUGGUGUAUUUCUUGUUCGUCGAGACGGGCAAGAUGAGUCUCGAGGAGACGGCGGCCGUAUUGGACGGGGCCGAGAUGGAAGACAAGCUAGCCGAGGAGGUGAUCCGGAACACGGAGAAGACGUUGGGGCUGGCAAGGGUCACUACGGUUGCCGAGGGAGAGGUGGGGGCCAAGCCAUAA
Molecule: messenger RNA, 1611 nt
Organism: Neoarthrinium moseri
Lineage: Eukaryota; Fungi; Ascomycota; Sordariomycetes; Amphisphaeriales; Apiosporaceae
Exons: 1
Coding region: 1-1611 (536 amino acids)
Biological process (GO): carbohydrate transport; transmembrane transport
Cellular component (GO): membrane
Molecular function (GO): carbohydrate:proton symporter activity
Source: RefSeq, a predicted model, not a curated record